AUGGGGGGGAAAAUUUCCCUCAACUUCAUGAAUCCCACCUUAGGUCGUUCCUUGACUCGGAACUUGAAUCCUUUCAAUUUAGUCCGUACUUCCAAGGUGCAAUUCACCUCAAUCCGAACUAUGGCUACUAUCAACCCUCCGCGGGAUCCGAACACCGUGAGUAACUACAAUAAUUGGCGUUCCACCCAUAUCACCGCCAAUUUCGAUAUUCUGUUCCACCAGAAGAAGCUGGUGGGAAAUGUCGUCCAUCAAUUCAAGUCAAUCACCGAUGGCGAGUCCCAGGAGAUUAUCCUGGAUACCAGCCAUCUCGACAUUGGCGCGGUGAAGGUGGAUGGCCAGCCAUCCAAGUGGGAGUUUCUCCCCCCGCUGGAGCCCUAUGGUGUGCCAUUGAAGAUUAGCCUUGAGAAGCCCGUCAAGUUGAAUGGCACUGUUGAGGUUGAUAUCGAGGUGAAAACCACCGACAAGUGCACCGCGCUGCAGUGGCUAACGCCUGCGCAAACCUCAAACAAGAAACAUCCAUACAUGUUCUCCCAAUGCCAGGCAAUUCACGCGCGGUCUAUCUUCCCUUGUCAGGACACUCCGGAUGUCAAAGCCACCUUUGACUUCAACAUCACCUCUCCGCUCCCGGUCAUGACUAGCGGCCUGCCGAUUCGCAAGUCAUCCAUGGAGUCAAAGGCGGAUCACCAACUGUAUCGAUUCCACCAGUCGGUGCCAAUCCCCAGCUACCUCUUUGCUAUCGCUAGCGGUGAUGUCGCCGAGGCUCCAAUCGGACCCCGGAGUGUCGUUGCAACCAGCCCUGACAAGCUGGAAGAGUGCAAAUGGGAGCUCGAGGCUGAUACUGAGAACUUCAUCACAACAAUCGAGAAAAUUGUUUACCCUUAUGCCUGGGGCGAGUACAACGUUUUGAUCCUGCCGCCCAGUUUCCCGUAUGGCGGCAUGGAGAACCCGAUUUUCACUUUUGCAACCCCCAGUAUCAUCUCGAAGGUUCUCCAGGACCGUGAGAACAUCGAUGUUAUUGCACACGAGUUGGCUCACAGCUGGAGUGGUAACUUGGUUACCAAUGCCUCAUGGGAGCAUUUCUGGUUGAAUGAAGGCUGGACCGUUUACCUCGAGCGAAGGAUUUUGGCUGCCAUUCACGGCGAAGCCUACCGCCACUUUUCGGCCAUCAUUGGGUGGAAGUCUCUGACUGACGCCGUCGAGCAUUUUGGUGACGAUCAUGAGUUCACUAAACUUAUCGUUGAUCUAAAGGGCAAGGAUCCCGACGACGCAUUUUCAAGUGUUCCUUAUGAGAAGGGUUUCAACUUCUUGUUCUACCUUGAGAAUCUUCUUGGCAAGACAAAGUUUGACAAGUUCAUCCCUCACUAUUUCACAACCUUCAAGUGCAAAUCGCUCGACUCCUAUGAGUUCAAAGCACUGAUUCUGGACUUCUUCAAGUCAGAUGCCGAGGCUUCUAAGCUCCUGGAUGAACUUGAUUGGGACAAGUGGUUCUAUGCGCCUGGUCUACCACCCAAGCCAAGCUUUGACACAUCGAUGGUGGACGUUGUCUAUGAACUUUCCAAGAAAUGGCAGUCCCUUCCCGACUCUUCCUUCAAGCCUCAUAUCAGCGACAUCCAGGGCUUGACCGCAAACCAAUUGGUUGUCUUCUUGGAGCAGAUGCUCUUGCUAGAGAGACCUCUCACCCCUCAAACCUCAAAGUUGAUGGGUGAUGUUUACGGUUUUACCAAGAGCGAGAAUAUCGAGGUUUCGAACCUCUACUGCCAGGUUGGCAUGAAAGCGGGAGAUGACAGCGUCAUUGAGCCAACAACCGAGUUGCUGGGCCGCAUUGGACGGAUGAAGUUUGUGCGACCUUUGUUCCGCAAUCUCCAGAAGAUCAAUCGCCCUGUCGCCCUCGCAACAUUUGAGAAGUACAAGGACUUCUAUCAUCCUAUUUGCCGAGGCAUGGUGGAGAAGGACCUGUUUGGCAAGAAAGACAACUAG
This is a messenger RNA of Penicillium samsonianum, 1977 nucleotides long. RefSeq names its product bifunctional aminopeptidase/epoxide hydrolase. Gene Ontology annotation, cellular component: cytosol. Bases 1 to 1977 code for a protein of 658 amino acids. Gene Ontology annotation, molecular function: zinc ion binding; aminopeptidase activity; epoxide hydrolase activity. The record is from RefSeq and is a predicted model, not a curated record. The transcript is spliced from 8 exons. Gene Ontology annotation, biological process: proteolysis. NCBI's taxonomy places the organism in Eukaryota, Fungi, Ascomycota, Eurotiomycetes, Eurotiales, Aspergillaceae.